Molecule: messenger RNA, 1076 nt
Organism: Ctenopharyngodon idella (grass carp)
Lineage: Eukaryota; Metazoa; Chordata; Actinopteri; Cypriniformes; Xenocyprididae
Product: histone H1-like
Exons: 1
Coding region: 16-729 (237 amino acids)
Biological process (GO): nucleosome assembly
Cellular component (GO): nucleosome
Molecular function (GO): DNA binding; structural constituent of chromatin
Source: RefSeq, a predicted model, not a curated record
GUCUAUAAGGUUCUCAUGUGUUAUUUAAGAGCGCAGCGGCGCUCGAGCGCUGUUCAUUGCCGAAAUCACACAGUGUUUGAUACAGCACAGAUCCGAUCCGAGAGAGAUAUGGCAGAAACCGCUCCAGCACCGGCUGCUGCAGCCCCGGCCAAAGCGCCCAAGAAGAAGUCAGCUGCGAAAGCCAAGAAAGCAGGUCCAAGCGUCGGUGAGCUCAUCGUCAAAGCUGUGUCCGCAUCCAAGGAGAGGAGUGGCGUGUCCCUCGCCGCCCUGAAGAAGGCUAUCGCCGCCAGCGGCUACGACGUGGAGAAGAACAACUCCCGCGUUAAGAUCGCCAUCAAGAACCUGGUGACUAAAGGCACCCUGGUGCAGGUCAAAGGGACCGGCGCUUCGGGCUCAUUCAAGCUCAACAAGCAGCAAGCCGAGCCCAAGAAGAAGCCGGCCAAGAAAGCGGCUCCUAAAGCGAAGAAGCCCGCGGCCAAGAAACCCGCUGCUGCCAAGAAGCCCAAGAGCGCAGCGGCAAAGAAGCCCGCCGCAAAGAAAUCGCCCAAGAAGGCCAAGAAACCCGCCGCCACAGCCGCCAAGAAGGCGACGAAGAGCCCCAAGAAGGCAAAGAAGCCAGCAGCCGCUAAGAAAGCAGCCAAGAGCCCCAAAAAGGCCAAGGCGGCUAAACCUAAGGCGGCAAAGCCUAAAGCCGCCAAGCCUAAAAAGGCAGCGCCCAAAAAGAAAUAAAGUCUUUACAGUUUCUUCUCAACGGCUCUUUUAAGAGCCACCCACUAACUCCGAAAAAAAAGAGCAAAACCAGUGUAUAUUAAUGUACUGUUGAAAGUAGAUAACCAAGAUGUGAUUUAGACUCGUGCAAUUAGAACAUUUUUAAAGACCGUUUUUAUAUAUAAAAAAAUUGAUUAUAUGGGUUCAGACAGUGAUCAGUCCAAAUGCGAUGUUGUAGAAUAAAGUACAGACAGAAUAUUUACACACAACACUCCGCUGGAAAAUUCUAACAAUACAACAGUGAAAACACUCCAAUAUUACAACAGGAACAUAAUACUGUACAGUAUCAGAUCAACGUGCACAGAAUA